This is a messenger RNA of Anopheles coluzzii, 1554 nucleotides long. RefSeq names its product protein single-minded-like. NCBI's taxonomy places the organism in Eukaryota, Metazoa, Arthropoda, Insecta, Diptera, Culicidae. Gene Ontology annotation, molecular function: protein dimerization activity; DNA-binding transcription factor activity, RNA polymerase II-specific; RNA polymerase II transcription regulatory region sequence-specific DNA binding. Bases 1 to 1554 code for a protein of 517 amino acids. The transcript has 6 exons. Gene Ontology annotation, biological process: regulation of transcription by RNA polymerase II. The record is from RefSeq and is a predicted model, not a curated record.
AUGCUAAACUGUCUCAACUGUCUCAAGCAUCACCAUCUGUCUCGCUGCAUUUUCCAUCCAAACGACAUUUUAAUUGGACCCUUCUUCUUCACCACCCUGCCACCAGGUCUGUCCGCCCGUUGUGCCAUGAAGGAGAAAAGCAAAAAUGCGGCCCGUUCGCGGCGAGAGAAAGAAAAUGUGGAAUUUUUGGAGCUUGCCAAACUGUUACCACUACCCAGUGCCAUCACAUCCCAGCUGGAUAAAGCGUCAAUCAUACGACUCACCACCUCGUACCUGAAAAUGCGACAAAUCUUCCCUGAAGGACUAGGGACAGCAUGGGGGACAGACCGCAACCAUCAGCCGAAUGGCCGUGCCGCGAAUAUCAAGGAGCUCGGUUCACAUCUGCUACAGACACUGGAUGGUUUCAUUUUUGUCGUUGCGCCCGACGGAAAGAUCACGUACAUCUCCGAAACAGCAUCCGUGCAUCUUGGGCUCAGCCAGGUGGAGCUUACUGGCAACUCGAUAUAUGAGUACAUUCAUGCGUACGAUCAGGAAGAAAUGGCAUCGAUUUUAGCGCUACAGCAACCACAUCAUCCUUUGGCGUGCAGUGCGCCACACAAUCUUCCCACAAGUUCUACGUCCCUGAAUUCACCAAACUCACUUGGAACUCCUUGGACUGGGACAUUUCAAGUUGGGUCGUCAGCCACGGACUCUGGUUACAAUGAAGCUUCUUCCGAGGCACCCGUUACACUUGCCUCUUGCCAACAGCAGCAGCAUCAGCAGCAGCAGCAGCAGCAGCAACAGAACCACCAGUACUAUGUGCCUUCUAUACCGCAAGCUGUAAAGUGCGAAUCCACGCAAAUACAUUGCCAGCAGAAUCAUCAUCAACCGAACCAUCGGCACAGCUACAGCCAACACCAGCGAUCGUACGUUGUCGACAUGGAGCGCAACUUCUUCCUGCGAAUGCGAUGCGUUUUGGCAAAACGCAAUGCAGGACUCACCUCAUCCGGUUAUAAGGUUAUUCACUGUUCUGGCUACUUGAAAGCGCGUGUCUUUCCCCACGAAUCACUCAACACACCCGGGUACUGUUGUGUGCAAAAUCUUGGUCUAGAGGCCGUUGGUCACUCGCUGUCUCCGUCAGCGGCCACGGAAGUGAAAUUGCAACAAAACAUGUUCAUGUUCCGCGCAAGUUUGGAUAUGAAACUGAUUUAUCUGGAUGCAAAAGUUUCACAACUCACAGGAUACGAGCCCCAGGAUCUAAUCGAAAACACGCUAUACCAGUACAUCCACGCCUCGGACGUUGUCCAAGUAAGGCAAACCCAUCAGACGCUUUUACAAAAAGGUCAAGCCACUACCAUGUACUAUCGCUUUCUCACCAAAGCAGGAGGAUGGCGAUGGGUGCAAUCACAUGCCACGAUUGUACACAACACGCGUUCUUCGCGACCGCACUGUAUCGUUAGCGUCAACUAUGUUCUGAGGUAUGAAUCCUUUUUCCUAUUGCGCUGGAAACGUAAAAAGUUACGAUAUUUGUAUCUAACUAACUCUGCAAUUACUUUAACUGCGUACUUUCAGUGA